Messenger RNA from Vigna angularis (adzuki bean), 2887 nucleotides. RefSeq names its product TMV resistance protein N-like. Gene Ontology annotation, molecular function: ADP binding. The transcript has 5 exons. Bases 1 to 2508 code for a protein of 835 amino acids. Gene Ontology annotation, biological process: defense response. Lineage: Eukaryota; Viridiplantae; Streptophyta; Magnoliopsida; Fabales; Fabaceae. The record is from RefSeq and is a predicted model, not a curated record.
AUGAUAGUGGUUUGGCCCCGGGAGCAGAGUUAUAAUAACACAAGAGACACACACGUCCUAAUAUCACAUGGAAUAGUUGAAAACUACAAAAUUGACAUCUUAAAUUCUGACGAAUCCCUUCAACUCUUGAGCAAGAAAGCCUUCAAAAGAGAUAAACCUGAUGAACAUUAUUUGGAGUUGUCAAAAGCUGUUGCCAAAUAUGCAGGAGGCCUCCCUUUGGCCUUGGAGCUAUUAGGUUCAUUUCUGUGUGGAAGAAGUGAAUCCCAAUGGAAAGAAGUAGUGGAUAUGAUAAAAGAAGUGCCCCCGAGUCAUAUUGCGAUGAAAUCGCUUAGAAUAAGCUACAAUGGGUUGCCGCUACGUUAUAAAACUUUGUUUCUUGAUAUUGCAUGUUUCUUCAAAGGGAGAAUAAAAGAGCUUGUGAUACAAGCUCUAGAAAUUUGUGAACGUUAUCCACCAGUUGGAAUUGACCUUCUGGUUGAAAAAUCAUUGGCAACUUAUGAUGGCUUUACUAUAGGGAUGCAUGAUUUGCUUCAAGAAUCAGCAAGGGAAAUUGUUAAAGAAGAAAGUUAUGUGGAUCCGGCAAAACGAAGUAGAUUGUGGACUCUAGAGGAGACAAAUGAAGUAUUAAAAUACAAUAAGGCAAAUGAAUCAAUUGAAGGUAUUGUUUUGAACUCGCCUGAAAAGGAAGAAGCUAUUUGGGAUCCUGAAGCGUUCUCAAGGAUGUAUAAUCUUCAAUUACUUAUCAUAAACUAUCGUGUAAAUCUUCCUACUAGCCUCAAAUGUCUUUGCAGUUCUCUGAAAUUUCUUCAGUGGAUGAACUAUCCUUUGGAAUAUCUACCGCUUGGCGUGCUGCUAGAUGAACUUGUAGAGUUGAAAAUGCAUUCCAGCAGAAUAAAAAGGAUUUGGAAUGGAAAUCAAGAUUUUGCAAAGCUGAAGUUCAUUGAUUUGAGCUAUUCUGAAGAUCUAAUUCAAACCCCAAUAGUUUCUGGGGCUCCAUCUCUUGAAAGAUUGCUUCGUAUAAGUUGUGUAAACCUUGUUGAGGUUCACCCAUCAGUUGGACAACACAAGAGACUUGUUCUAUUGUUGCUGAAAGAUUGCAAAAAUCUUCAAAUCAUGCCAAGAAAAUUGGAAAUGGAUUCUUUGGAGGAAUUGAUUCUCUCUGGCUGCUCAAAAAUUGAAAAACUCCCAGAAUUUGGAGACAACAUGAAAUCUUUAUCACUGCUUAAUGUGGAGAACUGCAUAAAUCUCCUUUCCCUGCCAAAUUCCAGUUGCAAUUUGAGAUCUCUCAGAAAACUCUACGUUUCUGGCUGCUCAAGAAUCUCAACACUGCCAGAUGGUAUGAAUGAAAAUGAGUCAUUGGAGGAGCUUUAUGUGAGUGGUACUGACAUAAGAGAAAUUCCUUCACGUUUAGAAAAACUUAGAGAGCUCUCCUUUGGUGGAAGGAAAGAAACAACACCCAAAUCACAAAACUUUAUGCCUCCUCUUCCCAGUUUAUUGGCCUUGGAGUCCUUGGAUUUAAAUUAUGGAGGUCUUACUGAUGAAUCAAUUCCUAGUGAUCUUGGUCCUUUAUCAUUGUUGAAGCGUUUAGAUCUAAGUGGUAACAAUUUUGUUAACCCACCUGCCCAAUUCAUUAUUAGUCUUUCUAUGUUGCAUACUUUGUCCUUCAAUGAUUGCCCAAGACUUGAAUCCUUGCCAUUGCUUCCACCAAAUUUACAAUCUUUGUACACAACUAAUUGUCCUAAAUUGAAACCCUUUCACUUGGUUGAAGAUACUCUAUGGAAGAUCUUUGAGUCACAUUCACAUGAGGAUCCGAUUGAAGGGCCAGAGCUUUGGUUCAUAACACCAGGGAAUGAAAUUCCAUCUUGGUUCAACAAUCAAAACUUUCUUGAAAUUGAUUCAUCAGAUCAAACGUAUGAGAAGUUGUGUUGUGAUUCAGUUACUUCAAUAACAGUGGAUGUAUCUGAGGACUUCCAGUUAAGUGAAUGGUGGGGAAUUGCAGUAUGCCUAGUAAUAGAACCUUUGAACAUGGAUGUGCCAUCUUCAUCUAAUGCAAGGUCAACUUCUACUGUCAAUGAGGAAAUUGGCAUUUAUUACUGGGUCUGUAAAGCUCCUGAUAAAGAUCCUGACCCAAAUUUUCCUAUAGCACCCAAGUUUGGGCACAUGCUGUAUAAAUUCAAGGACCCUUACAUCCAUAUUAUAUUCUUGAAUGCUGAUCAUGUGUAUAUUCAGCAUUAUCUAAGUGGGGAGCAAACACAGCUUGAAGUGAUACUUUUUGUUGAAAACUUUUCUGAAUCAUGCAAGGCAAGAAUAAAGAAGUGUGGGUGCCGUGUGAUAUGUAAGGAAAAAAUUGAAGAAUGGAGGAAGCUCUCAGAUGGUCUUAAUAUAUCAAGAAUAACAGAAACGAAUCAAGAUGAGGAACGUCAUGAAUUGCAGGUGGAAGAACCUACUUCUCCAAACACAUUCUCUCCCGUGGAGAAAACAGAAGGACAAACUACCCUUGGUAAAUGAUCUCACUGUAUCACGUUCAUAAUAUACAAGUAAUAAUUUGGUUUGUAUAUUACUGAUAGUGAUGGAACAUCUUACAUGUUUCACUUUAUAGUUUGAUAAUUUCAUCUAAUAUAUUUCAGCUGAGAGUCUGAGAAGUUUUAUCAUAAUUUAUAAUUUACUUACUUUGUCACUUCUAUCACAAUGUCGUGAUGAAUUGUUUCAUAAUAAUAGUUUACAACAUGUUUCAACAUAAUCUGUGAAAUGUUCCAUUACAAUUUGUGACUUAUGCUUGUAGAGGACCAAAACUUAUCACACUUUUGUCACCUUUUCGCUUUUCACCUCCCAGUUAGUGUCCUCAACUUCAUUUAAUUUUCCGUUUAAUAUGUUGAAAUUUCACUUG